Argiope bruennichi is the source of this 1146-nucleotide messenger RNA. RefSeq names its product gastrula zinc finger protein xLCGF3.1-like. NCBI's taxonomy places the organism in Eukaryota, Metazoa, Arthropoda, Arachnida, Araneae, Araneidae. The transcript has a single exon. Bases 1 to 1146 code for a protein of 381 amino acids. The record is from RefSeq and is a predicted model, not a curated record.
AUGAUAAAAAUCGAAGAUAAAAUUGCGCAGUCUGUGCCCUUGAUUGUUUUAGAUGAUGAUAGGAACAGUUUGGAUACAGACUUAAACAUUUUUGAUGCUCAGUCAUCUACCUUAAAAGAUUCCAAAGUGAAACAGUAUUACAUGUGUGAAAUCUGCCGCAAGCAGUUUUCAUCAAAGAGUUGCUUAAGUGUUCAUCAAGCGAGUCAUUUUCAGGAGAGUCCACGUGUGUGUGAUGUUUGUGGUGAAUCUUUUUCUCAGGCAGGAGAUUUUGCUGAUCAUUAUGCUCAGCAUUGUAUAGAACAAGAAUACGAAUGCCUUACUUGUGAGGAAAUAUUUUUCGACAAAAAAGAAUUCGAUUGUCAUCAGCGCUUUCAUAAAAUAUCAUCGGGUCUUUUCACUUGCGAUAUUUGCAAUUCCACCUUUGAAACAGACCAAGACCUAUGUGAUCAUUAUAAAAAUCACUCAAAAAGAUCCUUUGAAUGUCCGGUUUGCAGAAAAUCUUUCAGCUUAAAAAGUAGUCUUAACCGACACAGGCUGAUACAUGGGGCAGAAAAACCAUUUCACUGUGAAAUUUGCCAAGCAGGUUUUACUCAAAAAAUAACUCUUAAAAAGCAUUAUAUGGUACAUAAAAAUAUCAAACCUUAUGUUUGCCAGCUAUGCAGUAAGUCUUUUUCAACUAAACAUAGCCUUGACUUACAUUAUCUUAAUCAUACAGGCGAAAAGCCAUUUCUGUGCUUUAUAUGUGACCGCAAAUUCUCAAGUAAACGUAACUUAAAGCGCCAUGGUCUGGAACAUAUGCCUGGACAGCGAAGUGCAUGUGAAGUUUGUGGCAAAGUGUUUCCUACUAAACAGAAACUGAGUCUUCACUUUAUGGUUCAUACUAAUGAUAGACCAUAUAAUUGUCAUAUUUGCAAUCGUGGAUUUACAUACAGUAGUCAUUUAAAACGUCAUAUUCUGUGGCACCGUGGAGAAAGACCAUAUAUUUGUCAAAUCUGCAACAUAGGAUUUAUAACUAGAAGUCGUUUGACCCGUCAUUAUGACAAGCAUGCAAUGGAUUGUUUAGAUUAUGAACCUGAUAUCGACUUGGAAGAAACAGACAUUGAAAACUGUAAUACUGAUGCAGAAACUUAUACUUCUAGUGUUUAA